This is a messenger RNA of Aspergillus fumigatus Af293, 1212 nucleotides long. It is a transcript of the gene ssu3, whose product is annotated as putative C4-dicarboxylate transporter/malic acid transport protein. Lineage: Eukaryota; Fungi; Ascomycota; Eurotiomycetes; Eurotiales; Aspergillaceae. Gene Ontology annotation, molecular function: sulfite transmembrane transporter activity. Bases 1 to 1212 code for a protein of 403 amino acids. The record is from RefSeq and is a predicted model, not a curated record. Gene Ontology annotation, cellular component: plasma membrane. Gene Ontology annotation, biological process: sulfite transmembrane transport; transmembrane transport. The transcript is spliced from 5 exons.
AUGCAGAUGCAGCAGUGGCCUCACCGGAUACACUUCCUUGCCGCUCCUCUCUUGAUGAGUAUCGACUUCCAGAGCACAACAGCUACUAACACUCGUGUCAGAUGGUUCUCAGUCGUUAUGGGGACUGGGAUGAUUUCCACCGCCCUAAAUACUCUUCCUUAUAAUGGUCGCUGGCUAUACUGGAUCUCGAUCGUCGUCUUUGUUCUAAAUGUCGCUAUCUUCGCAGUGUGUAGCAUUCUGAGUGUGCUCCGCUACACUAUGUACCCGGAGACUCUUAACACUAUCAUGAAUGAGCCUGCUCAGUCAAUGUUCUUGAGUACGUUUCCCAUGGGACUAGCGACUAUUGUGAACAUGAUCUGCUUUGUGUGCGUCCCAGCGUGGGGAAAUUGGACGAGAGAUUUUGCUUGGGCCCUGUGGAUGGUUGAUGUUUGCCUUUCAGUCAUCUCCGCACUUUACCUGCCAUUCUCACUAAUGAUUUCAAACGUCGAUGGACAGCUCUCCUCAAUGACUGCGAUCUGGCUACUGCCAAUUGCAAGCUGCGUUGUGGCUUCAGGGACUGGUGCAGUCGUUGCAGACCUUCUUUUCAAUCCUAAUCAUGCUUUAUGGACGAUUAUUGUCAGCUAUGUUCUAUGGGGAGUUGGCAUCUGCUUAUCUAUGAUUGUUUAUGUUAUCUACUUCCAACGGCUUACUGUGCACAAAUUGCCACAUAAGGGAGUUAUCAUGAGCGUGUUCUUGCCGAUGGGACCUUUGGGAUCCGGAACCUUUGCGGCCCUGAAACUCGGUACAGCUGGAAAGACUGUUCUAUCAAAGACUCAAAUGUUGAAUGACAGCUCUGCCGCCUCCAUAGUUUAUGUCGUAGGCGCAAUGACCGCACUGAUCCUCUGGGCUUUUGGUCUUCCUUGGCUUUUCUUUGCCUUCGCAUCGGUGCUGAAGUCAGGAAGGUUUCCGUUCAACAUGGGUUGGUGGGCUUUCACCUUUCCAGUCGGUGCGUAUGCGAUGGGAACAUGUCAGUUAGGGAGGCAGCUGCCUUCUGCUUUUUUCAGGGUCCUGGGAACAGUCCUCUCGUUGAUAGUCGUGAUCCACUGGAUGGUCAUCUCCGUCAGUACACUCAAAGGGGUCGUCUCUGGAAAAAUAUUUGUUGGCCCCGGAGUCGCCAAAGUACAACGCCAGGGCAAAGAGGAGAACCAUUCGGAAAGCAUAUCACAAUCUUGA